Messenger RNA from Polypterus senegalus (gray bichir), 1831 nucleotides. RefSeq names its product eva-1 homolog Ba (C. elegans) (gene eva1ba). The record is from RefSeq and is a predicted model, not a curated record. The transcript is spliced from 7 exons. Lineage: Eukaryota; Metazoa; Chordata; Cladistia; Polypteriformes; Polypteridae. Bases 818 to 1285 code for a protein of 155 amino acids.
CAGGCUCAGGCUCUCUCGUAGUCAGCCAACUAGCAGCAGAGUAAAAUCCAACUCUCUGCGUCCUGUAAAGACAUGCUAGGAACUUCUGAACAUUUUUUUUAGAACAGAUCUGAAUUGAAAAGACUGCAGAAACUGCAGACUAAUUUUUUAAACAGAAGUCUCUAAGCACUUUCUUUUAAAAUGGAUGAACUGAAAAAAGAAAUUGAAACCUCCAACUUUGUAUAAUCCUCUACUGUUUUCAACUGACAUCCUGUCUGUGCUUAUACCGUAUGUGGAACUGUGUUUCAGGGAUUUGAAGAUUACCCUGGAAAUAUUAGGAAUCCUGCAAGGAGCAGCUGGGUUUUGCUGUUGCUAAACUUCAUUAGUGCCCACAUUGCUCAUGAGACCAUGAGAGUAAGAAGAAGCAGGAACACAGUGAACAGUACAUGACCUUGAAAGAAUCCAUAUGUACUGUAUGGUCUUUAUGCACAUAUUGUUCUUGUAAUGACACUUUGGUUAAUAUCCUGAGCUAACUGGCCAAUGAGAUGAACAGAGUUUUAUGGUAACAUUUGGCCAUCAGUAAAACUGAUCACAAAAAGAUAUGAACAAAGUGGAGAGAGGAUUACCACAGUGAACGCUACACUAAAUCUUCACUGCAAGAACCAACAGAGUGCUACAGUAAAAUAAAUUAUCUUCAAGAGCUGGUGGAGAACACCUUUGCAGGCGGCAUGUCGUUCACAGACUAACAAAAAAUAUGAACUUGAGUUUAUGAGCUGGAGGUGUUUUGAUUGCUCCACUUUAUGGUAUACUUGUUCAGGAGAAACCACCAAAUUCCAAAAUGGAUGUCAGGAAAGAGAUGCACCUUCUUAGCAACAGUUUUGCAGCCUAUGCUUACAUAAAAGAUAAUCCAGAAAGCUUUGGACUUUAUUUUGUUAUCGGUGUGUGCUUUGGCUUAAUCUUAACACUUUGCCUGUUGGUCAUUCGCAUCUCCUGUAAACCACGAACAGAGAUUAUAGCCGGAAAGAAGAUCCUAAAGGAUUGCAGUGAAGAAGAGGAUGAUGAUGAUGAUGAUGAAAGUGAAGAAGAAGAAACAGAGGCCCCCAACCCUACCACAGAGAUUGCAGUAGGCAACCACAGUCAAUCUGAUGGAACUUUGAAUGUCAAUGUGUUCACGUCAGCAGAGGAACUGGAACGGGCUCAACGCUUGGAGGAGAGGGAACGAAUCAUUCGAGAAAUUUGGAGGAACGGUCAGCCUGACAUUCUAGGCACUGGCACUGGUACAAUCGGUAGGGUGCAUUACUAUUAACACCUUAAUUGAUGGACCAAUACAUGAUAUGUUUCAAAGAAAAAAACAUGAUUAUUUUUGGACACUGAUGCUGAGUGAGGAGACAAUCAGUUUUUUGUCAAAUAUAUGAAGAAUUCUUAUCAGAACUGAGCUGACAGUGGAUAUACACUACUUAAGAAUGAUUAUUGUUUUUCUUAUUUCAUUGGACUUUGCCUUUUACUCUGUUCUUCUUCUGGAAAGCAAGUGUUAAGUCGAGUACUUACACUUGUACAUAUCUGAACAUAUGUUUAUGAAAAAUAUAUAAAUGGACUUGAUGUUAUAUCAAUUCAUAUAUGUUUUCAUUUGGAGUAUAAAACUGAGGGAAAAUGAACUCCUGGAUGCCAUGUUAUGAAAAGCAAUUGACGUGACAAGACAACAUAAUUGCUUUUGCAGUAUUAAACUGUAAUGUGACUUAAAAAAGAGGUAUAUGAACUUCAGAAAUCCUGAUAACAAAGCAGAUAUACCUAUAAGGUUUUGUUACAAAAAACAAAUUCAUUGUGUGCAAUAAAUAUACUGUUUUAAAAAUGA